ACUCGCUUUGGUGUCAUAUGGUCCAAAACAAUAUUUUUUGGUAAUAUUUACUAUUUCCAUUAAUAAUUCGUGAAUAAUUAACAAGGCAAGAUUAAGAAUGAUUUUAUGGUAAUACUAAUAUCACUUUGCUAAUUCCAUUUUUUUUUUGACUAAUUUAUGCAAACACUAUCAAGAAACGAAACCAAAUUAAUUAAGAGACAAAAUAGGAUUAAAAAGUGGACAAAAUAUUACCACCGCCAGAGAAGGAAAGGAAACCAAAUUGAAAACAAAAAGAAUAAAAAGAGAAAAGGAAAGGAAAGUCGGACUUUCCGCCCAAAUCGGAGGGACUAGUGGAACAGUUCCAUUUUCGUCGCUUUUCCCUCCCCUCUGUCCUGUUGAAACGUUCGGAAACGGGAGAAACCUUCUCGGGAAUGUAAUUUUCCGCUCAGUCUUUCCCUUCCCUUCCUUUUCUCUCCUAAAUGAACAUAGUGUAAAAGCUGGGGUAAAAACGAAGCAGAGUGUGCUAUCUCUGUCUCCUGUUCCAAAUCUCCAGUUCUAGCCUUCCGAAUCCAUUCCCUAAAACAAUACAAACUCAAUAAACAUUAGAGGUGGCAAAUGGAUUGGAUUGGUGGAUCCAUAGAUCAAAUAGAUUGGAUCUAAUGGAUUGGAUCAAGUGGAUUGGUGGAUUAUCCAUGAAUCCAAAUGACAUCCUCAACCAAGGACCAAUUUGUAAAAUGUAAAAAGUUGAGGUACUAAAAUGUCAUAAUGAAAAAUUUUAGGUACCAAAACGUAAUUUUACAAUGAUAUUUUUCGUAUAAAAAUUUUAAUUUUAGGUACCAAAAUGUAAAAAAUAAAAAUUAUAGGUACUAAACCGUAAUUUGCCAAUGAUCCAUAGAUCCAAUCCAUGAAUCCACCAAUCCAAUUGGAUUUGGAUAAAAUGGAUUGGAUUUAAAUGGAUUGGAUUAAGUGGAUAUUUUUAAUGGAUUGAUGGAUUGGAUUGGUGGAUUGGAUUGAAAUUGCCACCUCUAAUAAACAUAAAGUAACGAUAGUUCGGGCAGUGUCCCGUCACACCGGUAUUUUUGGAAGUGAAAAAAAAAUUCCAACAUAUGUAGAAUUUAAGGAUUGAACCAAUAAUCUUUGGGUUGAUUAAAGUGUUUUUAUCAGUACACUACAAGCUGAUUCUUGCUUAAAAGAGGACACGGGUAUUUUUGAAUGAAUUGUUUAGAUAUUAGUUUUAAUUAUAUUAAUUAUGUAUUUAUAUUUUGAAAAGAGGACACACAGGUAUUUUUGAAUCCUAACUCCGCCACUGGUUUUAGGUUAGGAUAUUUCGUACAAAUCCAAAGUUAAAAGUGUAUCAUGAACGCACAACACUAAUUAAUCCAUCGUUAGUUGGUUAACUAUGUACUCUUACCAUCUUCUGUGUUGCUUAUCACUAGUUUGGUUAAUAAUUUUUGGAUCCAAAAAUAUUAUUGUAGCUACGAGCCAAGAAUAUAAUUGACCUUUUCCUAACUAGUCAUCUUUAAUAAAUCAUGAGAUACUCCCUUUUAAAAAUAGAUGUUACAAUAAAUUCAUUUCUAAUUAGUAAAUUUAUUAGAUACGUACAAAACGUUAUACUAUACAUUUAAAUGUAUAACAAGAGACCAUGAUGACCAAAACUUGAAAUGAAAUCUGUAUCAUUAGUCUAAAAUACAUAAUUAACAUGUAGUUUAGUACGUAAGCUAGAUAUUAGAACGCAUGCAGGCCCAGCAACGUUUAAAAAAGUGAAGUGGCGGAGGGUUGUGUUUGUCUUUGCCGUACGUAUUUCACAAAAUCCAAUUACCAAAUUUGAAAACUGUAUCAGGAUUAAUUAAGCUAUAUAUAUUUGUGUACGUGGACGGAAACAGAAAGCUAAUUACGUUGUCGUUGUUAGUUAAUUCAUUGGAUAAGAGAUAAUAUUACAACUCAAACCCGAUUCUUCUUCAAACAAAAUUUCAACACCAAUUGUUCCCAGCAUAGAGUUUAUUAACUAAUUAAUUAGCCCAGUAGCUUAACCUUAAUUGAGUUUCAAAUAUUUAUUAUGGGAGACAUAUUUAAUAUUUUGUCCUGUUUCAAGCAAGAUAGAUUAGAUAGCUCAUGAAUCAAUAGCCUGAAAAGGGUGACAAAUGGACUCUACACAAUUAUUUUGAGAAUCUUAAAUCAAUUCCCUAUUUAUCACAAUCACAUAUUUGGUAUUGCCACAGCUUCCUAAAGAAUGACAAAUUGGCUGCAUAUAUCUUUGGAGAUCAAACAAAAAUCGGAAACACAAACACAUGAGAAACAAAUAGUACCAUGUGUUGUCGAUAGUGAUGCCGCUACGACUACAAUUUUUUAAUUUUCGAUUUAAUAUGAUGACAUGUAUAUUCAUAUUCUGAGAAAACGUUAAAAAGUGGUAGAACGCAAACGAUUACACCGAUUUCUCAAAAUUUUACAUUUAAAAUCAUCGAAAGCUGUUAUAAUUACUUAUUAUUUUCAGCUCUUAUAUACUAAAUCCAAAGUCGCCAUGGUUUGUCGAAAUAAAGUUAUAAGAAAAUGGAGGAAGUAUAUGUCCAUUGGGCCAAAAUGCAUAUAUAAUAUACGUCAAUGAACUCAAACAAGAAGUAGUCUGCUAUAGUUUGCUGUCUGCAUGCAGAAUUACGAGCAUUAAUUAAUUACAAUUAGAGUGGGGGGGACAUCGUAUGUAUCGCCGGAUCAAACCUAAUCCUAAUUAGCAUGAUGGACGUAACAAAAGUUAAAUUAUAGUAUCGUGUCCAACUUUAGUUAAUUCAGAAUCUAAAUACCGAAAAAUUUAAGAAACCCAAAAUUGAUCACAUGUCGUGCAGGCCCCAUUUCAUAAUUGAAUAUUACCAGUUGGCAGUGUUUUUAUUUGCCUGUUGUUUCUUCUUUGGUAGGACCUGAGAAGCUGCAAAUUGAACAAACACGGGCAACUAAUUAAUAUGGCUCUGGCUCUAAACAAAAUUUAAUUAUCGGCAUUGUUAAUUAACCAUACUAUAAUCACAACAAGAUGAUCAUCAAGGUUUAGAUAAUGACUUUCGAUGAGUUCUACAUCCCCAUCAAUGGUCGGCAGAAGAGGGAGGUCAACACUCCACGACAGGUCCAACCUUUUUCAACUUAUUCGUUUCUUUAUAAAGACUUGAUAACUUAUAAUUUAUGCAUGUUUUCUUGUCUUUGUAUAUUUUAGCACAUUUGUCAUGUCGUCAUUUUGGACCAAGUUUGUUGGCUUCCCAGUUUUAAGCUUGUCUUCAAUUGUUUUUUUUAUGUGGGUUUGUCUUAGAUCCUUUUUUUCUUCCUUUGUUGAAGUUUUAGAUCUCGUUUGCUAUUGAAGUUUCUAGAUCUUAACACAUCACUUGGACAAAAGGAUCUUAAAAAAAAAAAAAACUCAAUAGUAAUUACAGACUAAACACGAGUCGUGUUCUUGGCUGAUGUCUUUUUACUAGAGCCACAUAUAUUAUGAAGGAAUUCGGUACGAGAGAAUAAUGUCAUAUUCUUUUAGAGCAAGAAUAGGGCGAACACACUAGUUUUGCAUUGGAGAGGAAUAGUUAAGAAAAUUCUUAGAUAUUUAUCGAUCUCGAAGUUCAAGAGUUAGAAGAUUUGAUGACGUUUUCCGAAAGUCAUAUCAACUUGCUCUCUUCCUUGUUUGUUUUCAUAUUCUUCAUAAACUAAUGCUACCUUGUAUUUAAAUAGAUAAAUCCAGCCAAUACAUUUCAUUCGAAGUCCAAAUCUAAGGGAUCGUUUGGAAGUUGAGAUUCUUCAAAUAUGUGUAUUUGGUGAAUACAUGUAUUGUAAAUAGAAAGAUUGUAAGAAUUAGAUGAUUGGAAGAAUGUCUUGUUUGUUUGUAGCCAUUCAAAAUUUUUAAAGAAAAGAAAAAAUCACUUUAUGAGCUAAAAGUGUAACAUAUUAAAGUCCACAAUCUCAAAGGAAGAAUCUCACUUUUUUGUUGAGAUUUAGGGUAAAUACAAUUUAAUAGCAAACCUUUCGUUUUAAACAAAAUAAUAGCCAAAACUUUUCGAAAACAAUUUAAUAGCCAAACCGUCAACUUUCCGUCCAGUUGACUGUUAGUUGACUAUGACGUGGCAAAAUUUUAAGUGAGUUGGAAGAUUUUUGCUGAUGUGGCAGGAAGUCAAACGUUUGGCCAUGUCACAUAAAUAUUACAUAAUUUUAUAAAAUAAAUUUUGUUAUCAUACAAAUAAAUUAAAUUUAGAUAAAUAAUACUAAAAGUAAAUGAAAUUGUGAAAUUUCUCAAUCACUUCAGAACACCUAUCCUUCUUCUCCGCAUCUCAACCCCUUUCCGUCGAUCAAGCCCUUUUCCCAGUCGUCCUGCGCCGAUGUCGAGUAACUUCACAACCAGUUCGACCAUUUCCCCAUUUGUCGAUUCACCAAUCGUCCGUCAAAACACCACAAAGCCUAGCCCUGUUCUUUCUGCUCUGGUCGAUUCCUCUUCUCGGCAAAGACCAAACGCCCUUCCCUCCACGAAUCCUCUCGGAUUGCCGCUCAACUGGCAAGAGCCGUCCCCAUCAAUCGAAUCCGACAAUUGGUUCAGCAUCCUUCCCCGAUCUGGCCCUCUCUAGUCUCGACCCGCCACAACGCGACCUUGAUUCUGGCAACACUUAUUCUUCUUUCUCUGACUCGUAAGUCGUAUCCACGACGGCAACAUAUUCAACUACAAGAAAAAAAAAUUCUCUUCCCCGUCCCAUUCAGGCGACCGCCGCCGCCGCGUACUACUGCCGUCAUAAGAGAUUAAUAAGAUUCAGAUCUCUGUCUUGGUAGAUGUUGUAAAGUGGAGAAUCAGAUUCCCAUUUUUGUCCCGUAAGAGAUUGAGUCUCAGAAAUGAAGAUGUGGUGGUAAUUUCAGAUGAUGCGUCCCAGGAUCAAAUCCCUAAUUUUGGGUUGCCGGGGCGGCCAUAGAACUCCAUUUUAAAACUUGGUGUGGUGUCUUUUAUCCAAGUUCCUGAAGCUUCCUCUGUAGUCGAUCCUGAGGAACGAAUCCCCAUUUGGGAGAGGCAAAAAAUUUGGACUUUAGAAAGUGGAGUGACUUGCUUGGCUAACGAACGAUGAAGAGUCCCCUUACCGCCGAAGAGGGAUUUGUAUAUAGAGAGAGGAAGUUGAAUGGACUAAUUAGAAUAGAGAGAGAGUUGAAUGGAUAAGCUUCAUCUUUAUUUUUUAUUUUGUUUUUCUAUUUUUAAACAUAAAAAUUAAAUUGUAAAAAGAAUAGUAAUCCAUGUCACAUGGUCAAAUAUUUGACAUUCUGCCACAUCAGCAAAAAAUUAUCCAGCUCACUUAAAAUUUUGCCACGUCAUAGUCAACUAACGGUCAACUGGACGGAAAGUUGACGGUUUGGCUAUUAAAUUGUUUUCGAAAAGGUUUGGUUAUUAUUUUGUUUAUAACGAAAAGGUUUGGCUAUUAAAUUGUAUUUACCCUAAAAGAAAUUAAAUAAAUAAUAGUAAUAAUAAAAAAAAAAGGAGAAAGCACUUAUCGGCGUAACCGCCACUGUCCGGAAUUGUAACCGCCAAUGCCAAUGGCCACUUCGUCGUCUUAUCGAGCCCUCCUCCUAGCGCCGUCGUCCUCAUCCUGUCCUCGUUCGUGGUCGGCGUCUGAUCUCCCUUUGUUGGUCGCCAGAGCAAAGGACGGGAGAGGAGUCGCCGCCGCCAUCAUCGGCCCUCUUCUCUCUUAUUCGAUGCUUGGAAAAGCAUUACCCGGUGUCGCCAAUAUCCUGGGUAGAAGAUUCGUCGUCGUUGGACUUGAGAGGAACGACGGAGACGACGACUUUAGCGAUGGGGCGUGGAGGAAAACGUGAAAGAAGGUUGUUACAAAUGGUGUUGCUAAUGUGAAAAAUCCAAAGCAAACUAAUCAAAAGGGCUUUUAAAAGCCCAAUAUGACAAACCGAGAGGAGCCCAUGGCCAGCAAACGCAAGAAAAUACAACGAUUUAUUUUGA
Linum trigynum is the source of this 5926-nucleotide messenger RNA. The record is from the annotation of a GenBank genome assembly. NCBI's taxonomy places the organism in Eukaryota, Viridiplantae, Streptophyta, Magnoliopsida, Malpighiales, Linaceae.